Nematocida minor is the source of this 474-nucleotide messenger RNA. RefSeq lists its product as uncharacterized. The record is from RefSeq and is a predicted model, not a curated record. Gene Ontology annotation, molecular function: zinc ion binding. Lineage: Eukaryota; Fungi; Microsporidia. The transcript has a single exon. The coding region runs from base 1 to 474 and encodes 157 amino acids.
AUGGAGUCAAGUGAGCCCGCAGUAGGACAGCAGUACCAGGAAAUAGAAGACGCACAGACCGUGGAGAGAACGCUUUCCAUCAAAAUAGUGUACAACUACAGCGAGAAAACCAUCUUAGUCACGAUAUCUGAAGAUAUUUUGGAAAAGAUAAAAAGAAAGGCGCACGAGCUCUUUGGGCUCUCAUGCAUCCGGCUGGAGAUAGACAGAAAGCCCGUCACAGCGCCCGAGCAGAUCUUCAACCAUCCUUCUGCAAAAAUAACUGUUGUCGGCAUAAAGAAUAAGUGCAUGCUCGAAAAAUGCAAAAAUAGAGUGAAUCCCACAUCAGAUUUGGAGUGCAAGUUCUGCUGCAAGUCCUUCUGCAUCAAACACUCGAUUCCUGAGGGGCACGCGUGCGAGAACAUUUCAGACUGUAAAGAAAAAGCGGCCCAGGAGAACCUCAAAAAGCUCCUGAGCUCUGGAAGGCCCAGCAGAUAA